GACUCCGAGGACAGCACUCUGCAAGCACUUAGCUUCGGAAGGAGAGGUGAUUCGAAUGGCCCGGCUCUUGCCAUCGUGCUAGGAGAUUUGGCCGCCCAGGUGCUGACCUGAACCUGGUCCAUCCUUUUCCAACCAAAACUGUUCACCCACGGUGGAAGGGACCAGGCAGCCCAAUGGAUACACUACCAGUCAGCCCAGUGGGAGAGGAAGACAUCUCUCAACCGCAACAACAAUGGGAAAAGAACCCCUUGGAGAAUCUUGAUUCAACUACUCAGAUUAGGCAGCAACCCCGAGACCCUCCUACCCAAACCCUUGAGCUGGUAGUGAGCCCAGAUCCUGCCUGCCAAAUUCUAGAGAAUCCUCAAGGGACUGAAAAACCAGUCACUGGACUUGAAGGAGACUCUGAUAAGUCUCAUGGACCAACCAGCGGGGUGCCCGAGCCCCUUCAAGCUUCUGAUUUCUGGUACUGUCCUGAUGGGAGUUUUGUCAAGAAGAUCUUAAUCCGUGGCCAUGGCUUGGAUAAACCCAAGCUAGGCUCCCACUGCCGGGUACUAGCUUUUGGUUUUCCUUUUGGGUCAGGGCCACCAGAGGGCUGGACAGAGCUAACCAUGGGUGUAGGGCCAUGGAGGGAGGAAACUUGGGGGGAGCUCAUAGAGAAAUGUUUAGAGUCCAUGUGUCAAGGUGAGGAAGCAGAGUUUCAGCUCCCUGGGCACUCUGGCCCUCCUGUUAGGCUCACACUGGCCUCCUUCACUCAGGGCCGGGACUCCUGGGAGCUAGAGACUAGCGAAAAGGAGGCUCUGGCCAAGGAAGAACGUGCAAGGGGCACAGAAUUAUUUCGAGCCGGGAAUCCUGAAGCAGCUGCCCGGUGCUAUGGACGGGCCCUUCGGCUGCUGCUGACUUUACCCCCACCUGGUCCUCCAGAACGAAUCGUCCUUCAUGCCAAUCUUGCUGCCUGUCAGUUGCUGCUAGGGCAGCCCCACUUGGCAUCCCAGAGCUGUGACCGGGUGCUGGAGAGGGAGCCUGGCCAUUUAAAGGCCUUAUACCGAAGGGGAGUUGCUCAGGCUGCCCUUGGGAACCUGGAAAAAGCAACUGCUGACCUCAAGACGGUGCUGGCGUUAGACCCCCAAAACUGGGCAGCUCAAGAGGAGCUGAGGAAAGUAGUCGUUCAGGGGAAGAAACAGGAUGCCAGGCUUGCUAAAGGUCUGCGCAAGAUGUUUGGCUGAUUAAAAGUUAAACCUUAAAAAA
Cynocephalus volans (Philippine flying lemur) is the source of this 1245-nucleotide messenger RNA. It is a transcript of the gene FKBPL, whose product is annotated as FKBP prolyl isomerase like. NCBI's taxonomy places the organism in Eukaryota, Metazoa, Chordata, Mammalia, Dermoptera, Cynocephalidae. Gene Ontology annotation, molecular function: protein binding. The record is from RefSeq and is a predicted model, not a curated record. The coding region runs from base 174 to 1223 and encodes 349 amino acids. The transcript has 2 exons. Gene Ontology annotation, cellular component: protein folding chaperone complex.